Sitophilus oryzae (rice weevil) is the source of this 2220-nucleotide messenger RNA. RefSeq names its product 3-phosphoinositide-dependent protein kinase 1 (gene Pdk1). Lineage: Eukaryota; Metazoa; Arthropoda; Insecta; Coleoptera; Curculionidae. The transcript is spliced from 10 exons. The record is from RefSeq and is a predicted model, not a curated record. Bases 421 to 1911 code for a protein of 496 amino acids. Gene Ontology annotation, biological process: intracellular signal transduction; peptidyl-serine phosphorylation. Gene Ontology annotation, molecular function: protein serine/threonine kinase activity; ATP binding.
UGAUCGUUAACCAACGUCAACCAACGUCAAAAUCCCAACUGAAAACCAGUAAAUUCUGGGAAUUUCUUUAUUUCGAACUAAAAACGGUCAAUUCCUUUGUGGUAUUUUAAUUUCAGUUAUAUUUGCAGCCAAUAUUCAACGGAACCGUCGAGAAAUUCACAGCCUUCGUUCAGUAUACUAUCGUUUUCGUUCACCGUUACAUUCAGGAAUUCUUGAAUGAACUAGUGCAGUGUUUAAAGGUCAUAUUUUUACUGAUCAUUUGGUUGUAUCGUGACGUAAAUUUGCCUUUUAUCAGUUGAAAAUUACUAUUAUUCGUCGCCUGAGGUUUUCAUGGAUUUCCAACCUAAUGACGCAAAGUCUGAUGUGACGUACAGUUCCUUUAUUAAAUAAAAAUAGCAGUUCAGUAGAUCAAUUAGUAUAAUGACCCCACCAAAUACCAAUGCAGAACAACAGGAGAUUCGCAAAAAGACUCCUUCGGAUUUCAUAUUUGGAAAAGUUAUUGGGGAAGGUAGCUUUAGCACUGUUUAUUUAGCAAAGGAUGUACAGACUAACAAAGAAUAUGCCAUCAAAGUUCUUGAAAAGGCCCAUAUUAUUCGAGAGAAGAAAUCGGAGUAUGUUAUGCGUGAAAAAGAAGUUCUGAGAAUAUUAGAAAGCUUGUGUCCAUAUAUUGUUCAUUUAUACAGUACUUUUCAAGAUCCUGGAAGGUUGUACUUUGUUUUAACUUAUGCCAAAAAUGGGGAACUGCUAAAACAUAUUAAUCUAUAUAAAAAGUUCAAUUUUGAAUGUACCAGGUAUUACAGUUGCGAGCUGGUCCUUGCACUCGAAUAUCUACGUUCAAAGAAAAUCGUGCACAGAGACUUAAAACCGGAAAAUAUUUUGUUCGAUCACAAUUUCCAUAUAUUGAUCACUGAUUUUGGCAGUGCCAAAAUUGAGAAAUCUGAAGAUAAUGAUAUUAAUGAUGGUACCGAAGAUGAUGAUGUUCAACAAUCCAACAGGAGAAGGAAUAGUUUUGUUGGAACUGCCCAAUUUGUUAGUCCUGAAAUGUUACAAGAAUCUAAAUCGUCAUAUGCUUCAGAUUUAUGGGCCUUAGGAUGCAUAGUGUUUCAAAUGGCUUCCGGACAAAUGCCAUUUGUCGGUGGCAGCGAAUAUCUUAUUUUCCAAAAAAUUUUACGUCUGGAAUACAAAUUCCCGGACGGUUUUGACGAGAGAAUAAAAGACUUCAUAGAAAAAUUACUAGUUUUAGAGCCAACCCGUCGUUUAGGGGCGUCCGAUGAGACUACUUAUGUCAGUUUGAGGAAGCACGAGUUCUUCGAAGAAGUCGACUUCGAUGACCUGGGGCCUCCGCCUAAACUCUCCGACGUAGAGUACAUUUGCGACCGUAGCAAUAGCAUCAGUAUCAUGCCGGAUAAGGAGCCGGGUCUGGAUCCAAUAAAAGCCUCAAAAUUAGCUAUAGAAAAUAUACUGCCAGUUUCUAGUACCGUAGCUCCUCCGACGCGCAAAAAAUCCGAAACCGAUCGGAAAAUUACCGACAUCUCGGCCGAAGAUGUCGAAGAUAGACUGUUACGUCAGGAGGGCAAUCCCUUCCACGAAUUUGCCGAGGGAAAUCUCAUACUUAAACAGGGUCUAAUAGAUAAACGUAAGGGAAUAUUUCCCAGACGGAGAAUGUUCUUGCUCACUUUAGGGCCCCAUUUGUAUUACGUAGAUCCGGUGACGAUGACGUACAAAGGGGAAGUACCGUGGAGUAAGGAAUUGAGGGCGGAGGCCAAGAACUUUAAGACUUUUUUCGUUCAUACUCCUAAUCGUAAAUAUUACUUGGAGGACCCCACAGGAUACGCCCCUGAAUGGGUGAAGGCUAUAGAACAAGUUAAAGAAUAUUAUUUCCCAGAGCAGGACUCUGUGGAAACUAACUAAUUAGUAAAAUUAAAUUCUAGCUCCGAAAAUUUAACGUAAUUUUUUUUGUUGAUAUAAUACAUAGGCUAUUUAUUUAUUUUUUUCCUUGAAUCACGAGUCUCCUCUAUUAUUAAAUUAUGUAUGAUCGAAAAAUAAAUUCAGCUGGUUCUGAAAUAUCGAUAGAUAAAUAAUGUUAAUUUUUAUCUGCAUUUAAUAACGCGUUUUUUUUGUAAUCUUCAUUGAUAAAAUACAUUCACCAGCAUGAAAAACGGGCACCUUAAAUUUUUCAUGUAUUUUAAAGCUCUAUAUUGUAUAAGUAAGUAUAUAUUU